This is a messenger RNA of Heterobilharzia americana, 240 nucleotides long. The record is from the annotation of a GenBank genome assembly. Lineage: Eukaryota; Metazoa; Platyhelminthes; Trematoda; Strigeidida; Schistosomatidae.
AUGGAACGUAGUUUGUGGAAUUUCGCUCUUGGUGGUAUUUUGGGUGGUACUAUUGGUGUAAUUACAUUCCCUUUUAAUGUUGUAAAAACACGAAUGCAGUCGAGUGUUGGUGGAUGCUUUAUUGGACUUCGUUCAACUUUUGUAUCAUUGGUUUAUGAAGAGUCUAAUAAACCUAAUGUUUUGAGACUGUUCCGUGGUGUACCUGCUAAUUUCAUACGUUCUAUUUCUCAUGGGGUUUGA